AUGGUUGCCAGUAAAGUCAAUUCAAAUUGGUUAAGAUUAUUUAGAUUAUCAUUACCAAACUGUAGAAAUAAGUCUUUACCAUCAUCACAAUAUGUUCAACAUUCUAAUUUCUUUUGGGGGCCUAGAAAUCCUUUUGAUGAUAUGGAUAGAGAAUUAAAACGCUUUGAAGAUCAAUUUAGAAGAUGGAAUAGAGAACUACUGAAUUCUUGGGAAAAUCAUUCCAAAUCAAGCUCCUUACCUACCCAAAAUCAGGAUAAAAAAGGCAUAUCUUUAUUUAAUAGUUCAGUUGGUAAUAAAUCACUUGAGAGUGAACAAACUUAUGUUGAUAAAGAUGGAAAUAAAAAUCUGAAGCUCUCAUUUGAUGUAGCUAAUUUUAAACCAGAAGACAUCAAAGUUAAAAUUGAUAAUAAAUGUAUUUCAAUAACUGCUAAAAAUCAUAUUAAAUCCGAAAAAGGAACUAUAUACAGAGAGUUUUAUAGAGAAUAUUUACUUCCAGAAGAUGUAGAUAAUGACAAUAUAAAAUCCCAUUUAUCACCUAAUGGAACCCUAAUGCUUGAAGUACCCUAUAAGCAUCAAUUGAAAUCAGGUAAAGGAGAACAUGUUGAAAUACCUAUAGAAAAAAAAGAUAAUCAGUCCAAAAUAUAA
This is a messenger RNA of Gordionus sp. m RMFG-2023, 645 nucleotides long. Its product is annotated as alpha-crystallin A chain-like. Gene Ontology annotation, biological process: response to heat; protein refolding. The coding region runs from base 1 to 645 and encodes 214 amino acids. The transcript has a single exon. Lineage: Eukaryota; Metazoa; Nematomorpha; Gordioida; Chordodea; Parachordodidae. Gene Ontology annotation, cellular component: cytoplasm; nucleus. The record is from RefSeq and is a predicted model, not a curated record.